Ochlerotatus camptorhynchus is the source of this 1164-nucleotide messenger RNA. RefSeq lists its product as uncharacterized. The coding region runs from base 184 to 621 and encodes 145 amino acids. The transcript is spliced from 2 exons. The record is from RefSeq and is a predicted model, not a curated record. NCBI's taxonomy places the organism in Eukaryota, Metazoa, Arthropoda, Insecta, Diptera, Culicidae.
AAUCUCGUGACGGUUUCGGGUUCGCUCGCCUGCUGCCAGCUUGUGCUUUUGGCCUGUAUAAAUUUUCCAACCAUUGUUGAAUCUGCGAUCACAAGUGCUUGAAACGUUGAAACGUAACGAACCUUCAGUCGUCGUCGCCGUUGUUCUUUUGUUAGUUUUUCUGUUCGAAAAAAGUGACUCAAAAUGACCAUCAACGAGAAAACUAAACUGCUGCCCAAGGAGUACCAGAAAUCCUACGUGAUUCCGAUUCCCCAGGAGGAAGAUCCCAACAACAAUACCAGUGCGAGCAUACUACAAAACUAUGAUUCGUACGCUCUGACCAAGGAAGAGCUGACCAAAUACAUCGAGGAUCCAUUCUGGAAUCGAGUCCGGUACAUCUGCUUCUCGCUCUAUUGGAUUCUUUGCAUCGUAGCCCUGUUCUGCUCGUGCUACCUGGCAGCGGAAGCCCUGGAUUCCGGAUUAUGCGAAGUUGCCUUUGAAGAAAAUGGUACCUCAAUGCUAAACAAUGCCACCUUCGGUGGAGGCAGCUCGACCCCAUCACCACCGAUUCCCAUCAGUACGGCAGUAACGGAUGAUAACUCCGGUGUUGUCUUGCGUAUGCUGAAUCAACCAUCCUCCUGAAGUAGCCUACAGUAUGGUAGCUCAAUUGCUGUGAUCAAAGUUUAACCUCACCAUUUUACUGUUAGUGACGACUAGAUUAUUUAAUCGAAUCGGAGAAAGUAGAUAACGCAAGUAAACAUAACGCAACUAUUUAUUAUGACAGUUAGCUAAGCAAUAGUUUUCAUCGAUGCAUUCAUCCGUAUGUUUGUAUAUAGUUUCGCAUUCAUUCAUCGGAUUAGAGUUAUCACCAUCUCGCUUAUCAGAUUACCUUUUCGCAUGGAUGAGAUUUAACGCACAUGAGUUUUUGUCAUGCCAUAGAACAAGCCGACUGGUUAGAACCGGCCUUCAAGUUAGACACAUGUGAUUGUAAGUAUAAUAUUAUAAUAGACAAGUGUAAGCUAGAGAGCAGGAAAACUGAUGUAAUAGUAGGGAAAAAUUGACUCAGACUUUUACCCAUCAGCGGGGCACGAGGCUUGCCAUUGACAUAUUUGUAGCUGUCGAACGAUGCAGUGUUUUGUACUGAAAUACUGUUGAGCAAUAAUAAACAAUUUUUAAUAUAGGUUA